CCAAGCUUGCGGACAGCUCAGCCUUCGCCCGCCCGCGGACACCCAAGGCAUUCAGUACUUUUACACAAGGUGCCCCAAUCGCUGCUUGGCUGUUACGGCUGUGUUUCUUUUCCGCCGUCGCGUCGUCCCCAAGGUGUGCAAUUUAUCUUGCUUCAUCCCAGCCACUGUCUUCAUCUAUCUGAACCUCUUCAUCGGAACCGUCCAUUCGUUCACACCACCCAGUUGUAAUGUUUCAAUACUCGAUUUGUGCCUUCCUGGCACCGGCUGUCGUGUCGGCCAUGGCGUUCCCAUGGGCUGGACCAGAGCCAACUCUCAUCAUGCCUGAGGAGGAUAGGUGGAGUCCCAGGACGACUCCCGCUCCCAAGAUGGAGUUGAUGGAGCUGUUCAAGCGUGCGGCCGGCGACAACACCUGCGGUUAUAUCUCUGGUGAUGCUUCUCGAUCGUUGACCUGCAACAACUCCAACUAUGUCUGCGCAACGAACACCUACUAUGGUGUACACGGCUGCUGCGACCCUAAGAGCAUCUCGACAUGUAGCAUUCCAACCACUUGUAUCCCAAGCAGUUUGAUGUCUGCCAGCUGCACAGACGCGGCCUGCUCUACUAACGACUACAUUGCUAAAUGCACCGACUCUGAUGCGCCAUACUGCUACCAAUGGCGAUAUGUUUACUCAACCCGCACAGUCAUGACCGAAUUCGGUUGCGCUUCCUCCGCCUUUACUGUCUCUGUUCAGCGCACUUCUAGCGGAGAAGCGACCGAAGUCGCCAGCAGCAAGUCUGAACUUCAAAUCUCCUAUAUCACUGUUACUCCCUCCUCGAAGCCCGCUUCCUCUUCCGUCAGCAACAGUGGCAAUGCCCAAUCCGUAACUCAGAGCGCGUCUGCUAGCGCAACAUCUCAGCCAGAGAAAAAGUCUAAGACCAACAUUGGCGCUAUCGUUGGCGGUGUUGUCGGUGGUCUCGUCGUAAUCGGCGCCAUUGCCUUCGGUGCCAUCUUCCUCAUCCUCCGCAACCGCAAGAAGGGCAAGGACGACGCUGCGAACGCCGCUGUCACGCAACCCAUGAUGGGCCAAGGACCAGCUCCCGGUGUCACCGAAUAUAAGCCUCAACCUGGUGGCUUUCCUUCGCCUGGCCAACAAUAUCCUCCCGCUGCUGCUGGUGGUUACUUUAACCACGACCAAAAGCCAUACAAUCCCCAGAUGGGCGUUCCAGGACAGGAGAUGCACCCAUACAGUCCACCUACCAGUCCAGCUCCCCAAUAUUCUGGACCCGUGCCACUGCAGCCACAAGGCCCAGAGGGCGUCCAAGGCGUGCCAAUGGGUGUUGCGGAAGCGGGUGGAUCACCAGUCAACCAUUCACCACCGCCGCAGCAACCAGGACAACCAGGCGCGCCAGUCCAACAACCUCCACCUCAACACCAGAUCUACGAGGCUCCGUAAACGCACAGAAAUAGAUGUACAGCAUCAAAUGAAACUAAUAAAAGACACGCACUGGCACAAACGAUCCUUAAUUUCAACAUUUUUUCUUCUUGCUUUUAGCACCUUCACUUCGCAUGGAUAUGGUGCUGUUUGGGGAUAUACUCAAUUGGGUUGUUAGAGGGACCUGUGAGAUUUGGGCGUUUGGCGGCUCUCUGAUAUCCCCCGUCAUUAUUACGGAGACUUUAUCUGAACGGUGCUGCAUUUAUUAGGGAGACAGUGGUUGCAGAGGUGCUCAAGACUGACUGAAUCUUGGAGAGUUGUAGCAACGCUUUGCGGAUUUGUUUGGUUUUUUUUUGUGUACAUACCUUUUAUUCCUUCAGCUCACCAAAGCAAAAUUUAAUGAUAUUGAACCC
Messenger RNA from Lindgomyces ingoldianus, 1825 nucleotides. RefSeq lists its product as uncharacterized. Lineage: Eukaryota; Fungi; Ascomycota; Dothideomycetes; Pleosporales; Lindgomycetaceae. The coding region runs from base 228 to 1433 and encodes 401 amino acids. The record is from RefSeq and is a predicted model, not a curated record. The transcript has 3 exons.